Messenger RNA from Exophiala aquamarina CBS 119918, 2292 nucleotides. RefSeq lists its product as uncharacterized. Gene Ontology annotation, molecular function: protein binding. Bases 1 to 2292 code for a protein of 763 amino acids. The record is from RefSeq and is a predicted model, not a curated record. The transcript has 2 exons. NCBI's taxonomy places the organism in Eukaryota, Fungi, Ascomycota, Eurotiomycetes, Chaetothyriales, Herpotrichiellaceae.
AUGCAAUCCAGCACAACAUCGUCCACCGCGCGUCCCUAUUCUCCUGCUCAUGCCUCAACACGUCGGAAUUUCGUGACUGACCAACAAAUCUCUCGUGACGACACAUCUGCCUGCGACGAAGAACUGCCUCACCGCUCCUCGGCAUUUCUCGAAAUUGGUUUGGGAGGCGAUGAUCCAAUUGUUGAUGCAAAGCUGAGAAGAGAAGCAAGACCCAAGCCAUCAGUACGUUUUCGAAGUAAAGUAGACAUCGUUGAACCAGAGACAUUUGACGACUACAAUACCACUCAUUCCGCCCACCCACCUCCUCGCCGAGAAAUGCCUUUCUUUUCCCCAACCCUUCCGAGACUAUUGUUUCUCGUGCUUGUCAUCGUCCUUAUCGCCCCAAGUCUCCAUACCUCUCUUCUUCUUCAAGUCGACGCAAACCCAGUGCGGCCACGACCAGGGCCUCUCGACGACAAUCUGAGGCGAUCCAAUGCUCUCAGACCCAUGCCACACACUAAGAGAGCCGAUACAUCUACAACAAUAUAUUCGGACUUUCUGACCCUCGACCUGACCAAGUCAUGGCAGAUUUCAUCCCCUUCGUUGACCGGACUGCCGAUUCCAAGUGGUCCACCCUCCGUUUCUCUGGGGUAUUUAUGGAAUUCCUACGACUCGCUCUACCUCUACGGCGGCGAGUUCUCCGAUAAUCCUGUUACCUCCCCUGUACCCUUCUCGACCUGGUCAUAUGACAUCGGAAGCUCAUCGUGGUCAGAGUCGAAGGAUCCUCGGACUGUUGCAGGCGAGAAUUCGGAUGGUGGAAACAACCCGGUUCAGCGAGCUGCAGAAGGAGCUGGCUUAUCUAUCCCUAACCUCGGCCGUGGCUUUUAUUUCGGAGGUCAUCUCGAUGGGUAUACAACGGAAGGAUGGUCCCAGUCUAUCGCCCGUGUUUAUCUUCGCGGCCUCCUCGAAUACACCUUCCCCGGAUACAGCAAUCCUGCUGUCAACAACGGCGCCGUUGCUGGUGCUGAAGGUGUAUACCGCAACAUUACAGAGGGAGGCAUACAAGACUCCAGUGGAUUUCCGGAGCGUGCAGAUGGCAUUCUCGUAUACGUUCCUGGCUAUGGCAAAUCGGGCAUUAUUCUAGGGCUGGCCGGAGGAACCAACGCCACCUUCACCCAAAUGAACGUGAUUGAUGUCUACGACAUUGAUUCGUCCACAUGGUACAAGCAAGCCACGACUGGUCCAACUCCGGAAAUUCGUGUGAAUCCUUGUGCUGUAGCAGUGUCGGCUGCGGACGGUAGCUCCACCCAAGUUUACAUGUAUGGCGGUCAAAACUUGAUCCCUGCCGGCGAACAAAAGCAGUAUGACGACGUAUGGAUUUUGACUGUUCCAUCAUUUACUUGGAUCAGGAUCGAUACAUCUGACCAAAGUGUGCCACCUGCUCGUGCCGGUCAUACCUGCAAUGUCUGGAACGGACAAAUGGUGGUUGUAGGUGGCUAUGUCGGACAAGAUUUAUCUUGUGAUAGUCCAGGAAUCUACGUUUUCAAUACGAGCUCUUUGGCUUGGCAAAAUAGCUAUGUUGCCUUGGAGACAGACGAUAGCCUAAAUAGGCAAACCAGCCAGAAGCACGACCCAUCAGCUCUUCAAGGAUCAUUUGGCUAUGCCGUGCCGAAAGAAGUACAGUCAGUUAUUGGUGGAAAUGCUGUCGGAGCAGCAACCAUCACUGCCCCCGCUCAAACCGCUUCUAAUGGACCUCUUGCUACUGGUGGACCGAUUACAUAUACGGUCACAGGGGCUGACGGCUCCGUUGCAACAGAGACCUCUAUUCCCGGCAGUGGGACCAGCGAGAGUGGCCACUCUUCUAGUGACAAGAAUGUCGGUGCCAUUGUCGCGGGGGUCAUUGCUGGCUGCUUAGGUGUCUUGGCUGCCUACCUCGGCUUCUGUGCUUGGAUUUAUCGCAGACAACUCAAAAUCUACAAGAAUCAUACCGCGUUGGCACAGAAUCAGACUAUUUCUGGUGGUGACCAUCGAUACUUUGGCACCGGAUUCAUCGGUGGUGGUAAACUGAGCAACCAAGAAAAGAGUCAAACCAGUGACAGCCGAAAUAGUGCAGACAACCGAAGUGGAGAUGCCAACAGUACGGGAAGAGCCAAUGCACUCUCCAGCAAUAACCCUUACCGAUCUGUACCAGGCGGAGCAGGAACAGCCACAGCGGCAAGCAGUACAGAAGAUCUGAUGGCCGGACAGGAGCCGAGUUUCCUAGGAGUCAUGUUGAACCCUCGUAGGAGUUUGAGAGUUGUCAACCGGGAUUGA